AGAACUGAGCAAGCGCUAAAUUCAAAAAUUUCAAACAGCUGAGGGCGCGUGGCGUGACAGAGAGAGCGGAGAGACUUUACUCCCUCAGCAGACAAAUAAAGAAGAAAAACAAAGAGGUCUGAGCUUUGAUUUAAGUCUAUAUCAGGAUGGACCCAUUCACGGAGAAACUGUUAGAACGCACACGUGCUCGUAGAGAAAAUCUGCAGAGGAAGAUGGCGGAGAGACCAACGACAGCCAAAUUGCCAAUGGCUAAAAGGACAAGGGAGCCACUUACAGACACAAACAGUGUCAUAAGUGAGCUGACCAUUGAAAAAGCACUUCCCUCUUCCAAGCCAUCCCCCUCAAAGCGUCGCUGUUCAGAUGAAAAUGCUCUCCUUUCUGAAGAAAACAAACAAACAGUGGUUCCACAUGUGACCGCCUCUGAGCCCAUGACAGACAAGAAGCCACCCCUGGUGCCAAGCAGUGUUCGUCCCAGGCCCAUGGAGCAAACGUCUGCUCAUUGUACAUCAGAACCAGAGGUGCUGCCCACUCAACCACUUUCAGACACUGAGAAGUUGAUGCGCCCUCCUCAGUCUCCAGCAAAAUGCUCUGAUAAUCUAAUGAAGCAUGCCGCUCUAGAUGGAGCCAAAGAGACACUGAAAGAUGCACCAAUCCCAGGAAUCUCCAGUAUGAGAUCUCGACUACAGAGACUGGCUAAGCAAAGGCAGUACUGGGACUCUGAGGUGACCUCAGAAGCAAUCCCAGAGAGUGUAGUUGUAUCUUCUCUGAAGUCUCACAAAGUGGAUCUCCCUCCUGCUACUCCAACAAACUCUGAGCUCCCCGUUGGAAGAAAGGGUAGACUGGCAAACCUUGCUGCCACAAUUGGUUCCUGGGAAGAUGACCUUGGACACCCGCCGACUCGCCGGGACAAUGCACAAGCACAUCCUGGCUCGGUCUGUGUGCAUCCACCAGUCAGUACUGUGAAGAGCAACAGUUCCAAGCCAAGUCCUGCUGUGGAACGACCUCAGACUGCCCAACCAGCUCCACACAAGUCUGUUGACAGCGGUCAGCAGCCAACAGUUUAUUCUCCAGUCAAGUCAACCAGAGCGGUUCCACCUAGUCCUCAGAAGACCGAGUUUCCUCAGUCAAGACUGGCUCAAGCAAAUCCCUCUCCUGUUUCCAGCCCACUGAAGAUUUACUCCUCCACUCAGCCCUCCAGUCCACUUAAAUCUCUGAAUGCAUCUCCCUCCAGUUCCCACAGAGGUUACGUCUCUCAGAGCCCUCUGAAGAACCAGGGCCCAUCUAAGUUGAAUUCUGAAGCAGCACUCAAUUCUGGCCCUGCAAAACCAGUUUUGACACCUAAACCCUCUUCUACUGCUGAUGUGACUGUCACUCAUCAGAGUUGUGAGAGAUUUACCAAGGACACGACACUCUUACAGCAAAGAGACCUAGCUGGAACUACUGUAGGGGUUAAGUCAUUUUUGGAGCGUUUUGGAGAAAAGUGCCAGGAGCGCAACCAGAAUUCUCCCUCUACAUUAGGAGAUCAAGGCCACACACCUGUGGCUACUCCCUCUGCCACUCCCAAGUCCAGGCUGCUCCAGGAGAGGCUGGGGUGUGCCCAGGCCACCUCCACCACAGCUGUCCUUACUCAGAAGCAGAAAAUGGAGCGAGAGGCAGAACUGGCACAAAUUCGUAAUCGAUUUCAAAAAGGCAACAUGUUGAGGAGCAACAAUGAUCUUAGUAAGGUCAAGAAUGACCCUGAAAAUCGUCAGGAAAGUGAACCGUCAGUACUGAGUCAGACUUCUGUGCCAGUGCAUGAUAAUGAGCCUUCUGUGCUAGUGCCUGAAGUACUCAACAGCCCUUCUAAAUACAGUGAAAAAGAGAAGGAGUGUGCUCUUCCAAGCCCUGCAAAGGAAGUUGAAUUUAAAGAGAUUCCUAUUGUAAAAGAACAAGAGGAAGUGAAAGAAGCAGAUGAAGUGUGUGAGAUUGAGAGAUACGUGGAUGGUUCCGUUAACUCUGAGUUGAUAAAUGAGCUGUUUGAUGAAGUCCUGGAGGAGAGCGAUGAGAAAAGUGAUGAGGAGGAUGCAGAAGAAGAUGCUCUGAAUAUCUCCUCCAUGUCUCUCCUUGGUCCACUUGCAGAGACUGUAGCAGCUGUGGUCAAGAGCCCAGAAAGAAAGCCUAUGACAUCGACUCCUUCCAGUUCAUUUAUUGAGAAGAGUUUAACCCCUGAGAGUGUAUCCAGGCCCAGUAAGUUCCACAAGACACGCAUGUUACGAGCUGAAUCGUCUGACAGCAUCAGUGUCAUAGAUGAGCAGCAAAACCAGAACCUUCCCUACAGCAUUGAUGCCUACAGAUCAACAAGGGUUAAGACCGAGCCAGAGAGACCUCAUGUUAAACAGGUGAUCGUGAGGAAAGAGGAUGUGUCUCAGAGAAUGGAGACCAAUGGGAGCCCCAGUCACAUCAACAUCAAGCAAAAAAUUAAGAUGUUGACCAAUGAGAUGAACCUGCAGCAGACAGUGAUCCAUCAGGCUAGUCAGGCUCUCAACUGCUGCACAGAUGAAGAACAUGGGAAAGGAUCUCAAGUGGAGGCUGAGGCUGAAAGACUGCUGCUUAUUGCCACCGAAAGGAGGGCUGCCCUGAAGGCUGAGUUGGACCGGCUAAAAGCAGAGGGUCCAACAGCCCAGAAGAAAAGCACAAGCAGUGCUCAGGCGGAUAUGGGUUUACCUGCUUCUAAAGGGUCCAUCUCAAUGCUAGAGCUGCGACUCCCUCUGAAGGCUGACUUUAUCUGUUCUUCUGCCAACAAGCCUGAAUGUGGAAACCACUACUUCUUUGUGAUGAUCCGUGCUGGAGCUGAGAACACAGUGGCGACUCCUCUAGCAAGCACACGCACUGGUCUAAGUGGAGAUGCUUUGACCUUCUCCACCAAAUUCACUUUGUCUGAUGUCUCUAAUGACUUUGAGAUUGAUAUUGAGGUCUACGGUUUGGUUCAGAAACGGGAGCUGAACCCUGACAAGAGGAAAAAGCCCAGCAAGUCAAAGGCUAUAACACCAAAAAGGUUCCUUGCUAUCUCUAAGAGCAACCUCCAAACACCUGUUGUGGCUAGCCCUGGUGGUCCAAACGCAGUGCGCACCAGUAGUUUUGUACUUGUCGGAGCACACAAGCUAACUCUAGCCUCUAUUGGGAAAAACAAAUUCCCGCUGGAGAAGGUACCUUUCCUUUGUCCUUUGGAGGGGCAUAUAUACCUGAAAAUGAAGUGCGAAGUUGGAUCACGGAUAGAGGAACGAGGCUUCCUGACUAUGUUUGAAGAUGUCAGUGGAUUUGGAUCAUGGCACAGGAGGUGGUGUGUCCUUUCAGGAUACUGCAUCUCUUUUUGGACCUACCCUGAUGAUGAAAAACGAAAGAAUCCAAUUGGUCGCAUUAACCUUGCCAACUGUACGAGUCAUAAAGUGGAGCCGGCAAACAGAGAGUUCUGUGCCCGACCGAAUACCUUUGAGCUCAUCACAGUGAGACCACAGAGGGAGGAUGACAGAGAGACCCUGGUCAGCCAGUGCAAGGACACGCUGUGUGUUACAAAGAACUGGCUAAGUGCCGACACUAAGGAUGAGAGGAAUCUGUGGAUGCAGAAGCUGAACCAGAUCUUGGUAGACCUGCGCAUGUGGCAGCCGGAUUCAUGUUAUAAACCCAUGUAAGCCUGCUCUCAUCGGGCACCAAGGACCAAAAGUAUCCUUGUCUGACUUUCACACUGACUGUGUAUAUGUCAGAUUUGGAAGUGCAAUAUGGCAUCAUAGUUACACAGUGUUUACAGAUGUAUUUUACAAGAUUUUUAUAAAUUUGACAAAAGUAAAAAAAAAAAUCCAUAAAGCCAUAAAUUAAGAGACAUUUCAGUUACCCUUACAAGGGUUUUCAGGUAUGGUUUUGAUACUUUUGUCAGUGUAAUUUAGCAAGGAUUGUUAAAUUUUUUUUUUUAGACUAAUUUGACUAGUUUGUUUGCUUUGUUAUACUGUCAAUUAUUGUAUGUAUAUUUAAAUAUCUUUUGCAUGGCUGCUGUAUGCUGAGAUGCUUGCUGUAGUCAGAUUUCUAAGAAUAUUCAUCAAGCAAUACAUAAGGCAAUGUCCUGAAUCUUUAAAUGAAUGAAACAUUUAAUGUUAGUACUUUGUGGUAAAAAAAAAAAAAAUCUUCUUCAAAUUAAGUACUACCAGAACCCAUUAUAUGAUUUUAUAUUUGUAUAUUUGCUGUUAUAGGGAUGACUAAAAAUUUUUUCUCAUCUGUUCCAGGAAUUAGAAUUUUAUUUGAUUAAGUUUUUGGGGGGUUUGGUUAGAUUAGAGUUAUUAAAGUUGAGAUGUAUAUUUAUAUAAAAUUUUCUUUAAGUACACAGAGGGGAACUCACUUGGAUAAUGGAAGGAAAUGGGCUUUUUUUCCCCCUUUAGGCAUUUAUGAGCAAUGUUAGUCCUGUCCUUGGCUGAAAAACUGUUAACAAUUUAAGAGUUAGAUCUUUCCCCAUAACCAAAGCUCUUUUCAUCUCAGUUUCUGCAGUAACACUAAGUGAUAUGUGCCUUCAAAAGAAUACAAAUGUAAUUGAUAUUUGCCAUAGAAUCAAAUUUCCUGUUUUUAUUGAAAGAAAAAUGGUACAAGACAUGUUUUUUUUUACUUUGCUUGAUCCAGAUGACUUCACAAUAAUUGUGAGUUGAAAUAUGUAUCAUGCAUAUUUCCUAAGCUCUCUACAAUAUAUUUUUCUGUUUGCUUUGUAACUUUAAAUGAACAUUUUAUAACAUUUUAAAUGAUUCUUACUAAAUUUAAUUCAUUUACCUAUAUCCAAAUGUGUGUUUGAAUAAGUGACACUUACAAAGUUUACAUUUACACUAAAUGUCAUAUUGUCUUUGAAUUCGUAAGGUAUAAUUUCUUAACCUUUUCAUAUUCAAAAUUACCAAAAUUCAGCCCCAUCACUGUAGUAAUCUUAAGGCACUUUAGUGUUAUGGCUGUUUUGUGUUAUGGUAUCUUAAACACUCCAAAUAUGGCUUCCAUGUAUCAUGCAGAGCUGCAGUUUCAAUAAAACCAGCUUUUGAUAA
Messenger RNA from Carassius carassius (crucian carp), 5045 nucleotides. Its product is annotated as anillin-like. Lineage: Eukaryota; Metazoa; Chordata; Actinopteri; Cypriniformes; Cyprinidae. Gene Ontology annotation, biological process: mitotic cytokinesis; actomyosin contractile ring assembly; septin ring organization. The coding region runs from base 147 to 3668 and encodes 1173 amino acids. Gene Ontology annotation, cellular component: actomyosin contractile ring. The transcript has 23 exons. The record is from RefSeq and is a predicted model, not a curated record.